Messenger RNA from Acanthosepion pharaonis, 720 nucleotides. The record is from the annotation of a GenBank genome assembly. Lineage: Eukaryota; Metazoa; Mollusca; Cephalopoda; Sepiida; Sepiidae.
AUGUCUGCUACAUCGUCAUCUUCAGUGACUGUUCUACGCAUUCUUUGUAUCCAUGGCUACAGACAAAAUGCACAAUCAUUUCGUGAGAAAACCGGGGCUUUCAGGAAGAUAACCAAGAACCAGGCUGAACUGGUUUUUUUAAGUGCUCCGAAUCUUGUACCUCCGCAUAAAACAGAAGAUGGGGAAAGUGAAACGGAAAAUCAUAAAGAUCUUGACGAGAGAGGCUGGUGGUUUUCCCGUGAAGAUGAUUACUUCAAAGCCCAAGAUAAAACAAAUUGUGCCAAAGGCUAUGAAAAAUCAUUAGAAGUUGUCAAGCAAACAUUUCUGGAAAAGGGUCCAUUUGAUGGUGUUUUGGGAUUUAGUCAAGGUGCUGCUCUUGUGUCUCUUCUUUGCAGCCUCCAACAACUGAACCCAGAUGGUGCCAUCAAAUUUGAUUUUGCAAUCCUGGUUGCAUCUUUUAAAAGCAAUUCUCAGCAGCAUCAGUAUUUGUAUGAGACAAAAGUUACUAUUCCAACUCUCCACGUCUUUGGGGAAACAGAUGGAGUCAUUCCCAAAGACAUGAGUGAGGAAUUAUUGCAACAUUAUGAAAACUACAGCACUUUGCAGCAUCCAGGUGGGCAUUUCCUGCCUUCGUCAAGUCCACAAAAGAAAAUCUACAUCCAAUUCCUGGAACAGCAAAUUGAAAACAAGAAGAAAAAAAAAAAUCGUUUGUCAGAUUAA